Messenger RNA from Colletotrichum graminicola M1.001, 2457 nucleotides. Its product is annotated as translation elongation factor G. Gene Ontology annotation, biological process: ribosome disassembly; mitochondrial translation. Gene Ontology annotation, cellular component: mitochondrion. The transcript has 3 exons. Gene Ontology annotation, molecular function: GTPase activity; GTP binding. Bases 1 to 2457 code for a protein of 818 amino acids. The record is from RefSeq and is a predicted model, not a curated record. Lineage: Eukaryota; Fungi; Ascomycota; Sordariomycetes; Glomerellales; Glomerellaceae.
AUGUUGAUGCUUCGAGCUUCAAUACCCAAACAGCGGCCCAUUGGCCGGCUGCCAGGGCGAGCUCUGUUCGCAGGUAUCGUAAGCUUUCGGAGGUCAAUACACACUCCUCCGGUGCAAACGAAGCACCACUCUCUUAUCAAAGAUAUCAGAAACAUCGGCAUCAUCGCCCAUGUUGACGCUGGCAAGACAACAACGACUGAGCGCAUGUUGUACUACAGCGGCGUGACGCAUCGUGUAGGAGAUGUCGAUGCAGGAAACACAGUGACUGACUUCCUCGACCUGGAGCGGGAGAGGGGUAUCACAAUUCAGUCAGCAGCCAUCACUUUCAACUGGCCACUGCCUGAGGAGUGCCCGCAGGGCACAAAGCCGAAAACGAUCAACCUCAUCGACACUCCAGGCCAUCAGGACUUCAGGUUCGAGGUUGACAGAUGUCUACCGGUUCUUGAUGGCGCCGUAUGUAUCAUUGACUCAGUCAAGGGCGUGGAAGCUCACACGGAGAGAGUAUGGGCUUCGGCGCACGACCACAAGAUCCCUCGCAUCGUCUUCGUCAACAAGCUCGAUCGAGACGGCGCUUCCUUCCGCAAGUCAGUGCUGGAGAUCGGGUCCCGCCUGAAUGGAUGGCCGCUCGUUUGCCAGAUUCCAUGGUGGGACGGCGACCAGUUCGUGGGCGUGGUUGACGUUAUCGACCGCGUUGGUUACCGGUGGAAGUCGGAGAAGCAAAAGACCAAGUACGAGUUCGCAGAUCUGCAAGAGGUGCUCUCAGGCAAUCCCCUGCUUGAGGAGAUCGAGACAGCUCGCGAGAGGCUCGUGGAGGGACUUGCUGAGUGGGACGAGGUCAUCAUGGACUUGUUCGCGGAUGACCCUAGUAAGAUCACCGGGAAGAUGUUGAAAGACAGCAUCCGAAGAGCCAUCCGUAGCGGUGAUGGUGCUGUCAUCCCUGUGCUAGCGGGUGCAAGUUUCCGCCAUAUUGGCGUCGAACCCCUGAUGGACGCCAUCGUCGACUAUCUCCCCAGUCCAGACGAACGCCCAGAGCUCGAAGUCCGUGCAGGCCCAGCCAAACAUAAUCUGGUACAGCUUCUCGGGAAGAACACGGAGAAGAAGUCUGGUAACCACCGUGUCGCGGCUGUGGCCUCGGUCUUCAAAGUCUUCAACCACCCCAAGGAGGGGGUUUUGAGCUUCGUGCGGGUCUACUUUGGCGAACUCCACAGGAAUUCGUCUACCUGGAACACGCACAGCCAGCAAGCUGAGCGGCCGUUCGGCCUAUUGCAGAUCUCUGCGGCGAAGACGGAAGACAUACAGCACCUCGCCACGGGCCAGAUCGGCGCCAUCAAGGGCCUGAAGAAGGCACGUACGGGCGAUACGCUUAUCACGGCCGUAGCUCAGAGACAGCUUCCGGACUCACUCAAGCACAUCCAGAUUAGACCGCCAGAGAUCCCCCCGCCGGUGGCUUUCCUCGCCAUCGAUCCGCACGGCACAACUGCCGCCAAGGAGCUGGAGAUCGCGUUGGAUAAUGCAUCCCGAGAGGACCCCAGCUUGAGGUGGAGCCGCGACGAGAAGACGGAGCAGUUCAUCCUCCAGGGCAUGGGCAAGCUGCAUCUGGACAUUGCCGUCUACAACCUAAAGCAGAACCCCAAGGUUCAGGCCGACUUCGGCCCCAUCGAAGUCGACUACAAGGAGUGUCUCACCUCUACAGUUGGACCGCACCACGUCACUUUCGACAGGGUCGUCGCGAGCAAGUCGGGCAAAGUAUCGUGCAGCGCCGUCCUCGAGCCCCUGGAAGAGCAUCACCGCCAAGCCGCCCUGGAGCCCACCAUCGAGCGCGACGGCAACAUGAUCCACGUCAUCAUCAACCUUCCGGAGGACGGCACGGCCAGCUUCGAUCCGGAAGAAGCGCGCCAGCAGCUUAUCAACGGCGUCGUCUCCGCCGUCGCCCGCGGCCCACGCCGUGGCUCCCCAGUGCAGGGCUGCCACAUCACCAUCACCGUUGACGCGGCAUCCACGGAAAACCCGUCGGGUGGUCACUUCACUGGCGCAGCGUCGCGCGCGGUGCGCGAGGCCCUCCGCGAAGCGCACACCGCUCGCCAGGCCAUCGGCAUCCUCGAACCUGUCAUGCUGGUGCACAUCAGCUGUCCCGAGGCGGCGGCUGGCAUGGUGCAGCAUGACAUCAGCUCCGGGGCCGGCGGACACGUGCUUGAGGUCAACGACAAGUCGGCCGAGUCGAGCUCCCGGAUUGACGUGAGCAUGAUCUACGCGCCGCCGGACCCGUAUGAGACGGUGGCGUCGCUGCGGGGGAAGAAGUCGAUGGCGCGGACGGUGGAGAUUGUGGCCAAGGUGCCGUUCAAGGAGGUGCUUAAUUUCGACGAGCAUCUCAGGGGUAAGACCGGCGGCCGACACUCGAUGACGAUGGCGUUUGACAGCUUUGACCGCGUCGUUGGCUCGAGGGAAAAGGCAUUGUAA